CGAUAUUCCUCGCCCGCAAUCAGCUUACUCGACGCCCGUUGCACAUGCCACGUGCAAUCCUCAAUGAGUCUCUCCCCUACCUUGACUAUCUAGUCUAGUAGUUUCUUUCUCCCGUGCUUGUCGCGCAAGAUAUCUGAGACUUGUGCGCACUUGUAUCCGCCACCCAAUCGGAACCGACUACCACCACCACAGGGCCAAUCCUCAACAUGCGCGCCUCAAUAAUAACCACAGCCGGCCUCUUUUCUGUCGCGCUGGCCCACGGCGACCAUAGCGGCUCCCAGAAGCCCAUGGUCGGCGCCGAUGCAGACUGGAUGACUGUCCAUAUGGCUGAGGAACACCACAUGCAGUCCUUCGACCCAGAGUCCUUCUUCAUGCUCCACGACUUCGACUCCAACGGGCGGUGGGAGCCCUCCGAGAUCCUGCGCACCUACGGCCUCGAGGACGAGUCGAACCGCGACAUCACCCAGUCCCGCCGCGACGAGAUCCAGGCGCACCUGAUGGGCAUGCUGGACGCGAACCGGGACGGCACCGUCACGCGCGACGAGUUUGUGCAGUUCAUAAAGUCCGGCAAGACGCUGCCCGACAUGGCGACGGGGCCGGGCCACCACGGCGACGACGAGUACGAGUACGAGAUCCACCACUGGGAAAAGUACCACGGGGACGACACCACGAUCGAGGACCUCACGCAUCCAGAGGAUAUUGAGCAUUUCAAGAAACACGAGGAGAUGGAGGCGGCGGAGGAGCGCCUCGAGAAGCUGAACCGCAUGGCUAUUGUGGAGGAGAACAUCCCGAGCAAGUUCCGGAGGGGUGGCUGAGCAUUUCUCGGACGAAACGUUGGAACGUGCAUGAUGAAAUGUCUAGAGGUAAUGGCGUACAUAUUGAGCGUUGUCUUGGAUAUAGUAAUGUCGCAAUGAUUGGACGAUUCGAGCAUAUGU
Molecule: messenger RNA, 935 nt
Organism: Microdochium trichocladiopsis
Lineage: Eukaryota; Fungi; Ascomycota; Sordariomycetes; Xylariales; Microdochiaceae
Exons: 2
Coding region: 207-815 (202 amino acids)
Cellular component (GO): extracellular exosome; endoplasmic reticulum-Golgi intermediate compartment
Molecular function (GO): calcium ion binding
Source: RefSeq, a predicted model, not a curated record